Molecule: messenger RNA, 27585 nt
Organism: Coregonus sp. 'balchen'
Lineage: Eukaryota; Metazoa; Chordata; Actinopteri; Salmoniformes; Salmonidae
Source: the annotation of a GenBank genome assembly
AUGGAGGAGGAGGAGGAGGAGGAGGAGGAGGAGGAGGAGGAGGAGGAGAAGGAGGGUAGGGGGAGUGACAGUGCUGUAGUCUGGUCCCAGACUUAAUAAGAUCCCCUGACUGUCACCCUUGCCAUUACACGGCCAGACACUCAGACAUUCCAUAGGUCAGUAGCAGAGAUGGGUGGAACCACACAGAGUGGGAACACUUUGAUAUUGCCUUGGUUUGAUGGAACCAGAUGACUUGGCAGUGUCAUCUCACAACUGCUACUAUGAAUACACAGCUCCUGAUAUCAAACAAGUCAUUUUAUCGGGUGGUAUUAGAGAGAACUAUAAUUCUCAGUCUCAUCCUAACAUAUCAAUAUGUCAUCUUCACGAUCUACUCUACACCACUCCGUUUUCUAAAAACAACUGACAUUUGUGCCAACACAAGAAAGCAGCUCAGCUUGUCAAAAUAGGUCAUAGAGUGUAUCACUUCAAAUAAUCAGUGUGGUACUUAUUUCGAAUGGGAAGAGAAAUCAUUGUUUAUGCACUUAUCAUUUAUCUGUCUUGUUUGGUUUUACACCCGCAUACAUUACAGCUUCUCUCUCUUCCUCCUGGAUGCACACUGAGUGGUUUGGAAUUAAACGCUGCUGAGAGUAAUUGGGACAAAACAAGCCUCUUUUGACACUAGCACUGCUUGCUUUUCUGCAUUGUCAAAAUGGAGCCAUGAGUGUGUUAGAGACACCACAAUAGAGUUUUCCACAAUAGAGACACCACACAUUAUCCACCACAUCCACAUUCCAUAAUAGCCGCAGAACACACACACACACACACACACACACACACACACACACACACACACACACACACACACACACACACACACACACACACACACACACACACACACACACACACACACACACACACACACACACACACACACAGGCUCAUCUAAGAGAUUCUCUGAGGGGGGUGAAUGCUUUGUGUUUGCACUCCUCCUAUCACCAUGCCCCUCUUGCAUCCACUACAGUCUCUAUCAUAGAAUGUCUUGGGCCGUAGCCAGCCUCUGUGUGCCCACUUUGGCCAUUUGCCAUCUUCCGACGACGACGACGACGACAGUGGCACACUGACAUGUUUAAUAUGCUCUGCGCCUGCCUCCCUCUUCCUCCCAGCAGCCCUGAGCUGGUGUGUCUGUGCUGCUCUCUCUCUCCCCCUCUCUUCAUAAUUAACACACUGCUUUUCAGGACCUGCUUUAAUAAGCUUUGGCCUUUUUUUUUUCUUCUUUAAAACAUUUCUUCACCUCUCCUCUCUUCAUCUUUGUUGUUGCCACCGGCUGGCGCUCAUGUUGCUUUGUUGCAUUACUCCCACUAAUAUUAGACUGCUGUAGUGAAUGACAGUCAAUGACAUCGAUGAAGACCUCUAUCCCCACCUGUAUACUAUUAAUAGCUUGCUCUCACCUCAUUUGGUUUGUCUAAGAUGAAGUUGUUAGAAUACCAGGACAGCGCCCCCUUGCAUACGUCUCAAGGAUGUUCAGAUAGGGUUUUCAGUAAGAGUAAGGACCGGGUGAGAACCAGGGUAGGGGUGGUGGAGACUGAACCAAUGCCCUGAUGUCUGAUGUGUUUACAGGUGUUGGAGCAGUGGGACGCGGCCCAAGGCCAGGGAGGGGGUCAGGGCAGCCCCCAGACCAGUCUGUCUGCCCCCGUUGUCCCCCACAACGCCCCCUUCCUGACCCGCCACCUCCACAGGGCCUCAUUCCCAGACUCUGCCUUCCCCGAGGGCUUUGAUCUGAGCAGGCCCGACCCCUAUGACCUCUAUGAGAAGUCCAGGGCUAUCUAUGAGAGUAGUAGGCGUAAGUACUGAAAACACACAACUGCAACAACAACAACAACAUCAGCAUCAACAACAACAACAGCCCCCUCAUAUCUGUCUGGGGUUUCAGUGGUUCAUUUUCUUUUAAACAGGUGGACCUAUCAAGGUGUACACAAACACACUCAUACACACACACACACCUCACCUCUUGAAUGAAUCAUUGUAGCCCUCGUGAACAGUAGUCAGGGCUCCAUAGUACAAUUUAACAAUGGCCUCAGCACCACCUGUUCUGUUCCUAAAGGGACAUAGUCUGGGUUGACUGGGUCCUGCAGAAUGAGAUAUAUUAUGUUGUUUUGUCUGUAGAUGUAUUUCUGUAAAUAUGAUGGAGUAUGACAACAGUUUAAGAGUUUGAUACUUUUAUCUUAAUGCUGACAGAUAACUUGAUGUUGAUACAUUUGUUCUAGGCCCAGGCUUCCCCCAUUAGGGGAAUCUCUGAAUGUCUCGCGGAUCUCUGCCUCCAGUUGAUGUUCUGCAGAGUGUAUAAUCAAAUGAGCUUUUUUUUCAGGAAUAUCUCAGCCGUACACAGCUGGAAACCUUAGGAGCCAACAAUUAUAUUUUAGCCAUUAGAGAUCCUGUCAGAGGUACAACCAUAGGGACUUCCUUUCAGUUCAUUUAGUGUACGACCAAGCUUUUAACUGGGAGUUUUGGGGUUAACAAGAUAUGCACUGUAGAAAGUUUUGUAUGACAGUAUACCAUUGGUUUUUAACAUCAAUAGUCAUAUCUAAUGUAUGAUUCUGAACAUAAAGUGCACUCAUCCUUUUGACCAGUGCUAGUGACAGUGCUAGUUUCUGUUAAGUCCUUGCAGGUUGCUGUACCAUAGAGGCUUCAUGAUUGACAUGCGAGGGUCCAGCCAGUAGACAUGAUGAUGCUCUGCUCCUCUCUAUGGUAGAAUCUCUGCGGUCCUUAGUCAAUCGUAGGCUACAGUAGAUAGAGAGACGAGCUGUGUGCACGCUUACCCAACACAACCUUUAUGAAAGAGGACAGGGCUGUCGGAAGAACUCCACGUCAAAGCCUUCCAGGGUCUCUGUCUCUCUUUCUCUGUAUAUUUCCUCUCUACCUCUCUCCAUCUCUCUCUUUUUAUCUGUAUCUCUCUCUCUCUCUCUCUCUCUCUCUCUCUCUCUCUCUCUCUCUCUCUCUCUCUCUCUCUCUUUCUCUCGCUCUCUCUCUCUCUCUCUCUCUCUCUCUCUCUCUCUCUCUCUGUCUGUCUCUCUCUCUUCUCUCACAGUCUCUCUCUGUCUCACUCUCUUCUCUCUCUCUUGCUCUCCCUGUUUCUCGCUCUUCCAUUGUUUCUUUCUCUCCUUGACUUCCUUGUUUUCCGGUUGAGUCCCGUGUUCAGUUUAGUGUUAAGUAUCUGUCCCCUCCGUGUAACAUGCCCCCAAAGUGCUGUUCGCAGCUAGGCUACACUUGUUUUGGGUCAGUUAGGUUAACAGGGUUGAGGCACAGGGCAACUUUUAGGAACACUCUACUUCACAGGAGGUUAGUGGCACCUUAAUUAGGGAGGACGGGCUCGUGGUAAUGGCUGGAGUGGAAUAGGUGGAAUGAUAUCAAAUACGUCAAACACAUGGUUUCCAUGUGUUUGAUGCCAUUCCAUUGGCUCCAUUCCAGCCAUUAUUAUGAGCCAUCCUCCCCUCAGCAGCCUCCACUGCUCUACUUGUCUCCCUCGGUGGUGUGGGUGUUAUAGGUGAUGAACAUUGGUAUUUUUCAGUAACCUUAUCUAACUAGGACUGUUCCCAAUACAGCCCAUAACCAAAGACAAGUCAGUGUAGCUUCCACUGAAUGUUAAGAAGGUUUUUGCCUUCAGAUGUAGGAUUUUAAUUUGAGUCAGUUUACUACAGCUGGAAAAGAAUCCUGCAGCAACAGGACAUUUUAAUUAUUAUGUGGAUUAUAAUAAAUAUACAUUUUUUGUAGGGGAUGAUGAUACAUUUUUUAUUACAAACUUUAGAACGCGUUUUAAAGCUUGAAUACACUACAAGGACAAUUCUCAGCAACAAAAUAGUGAUCAAAUUAAGAUCCUACAUCUGUAAUUAGAUGUCUUUAUUCUAGUAGGGAACAAGAGACCCCAUUGCAUGUAAGAGAGCUGGAGAUAGAUGGAGAUUUAUGAAUUGUGUACUUUACGUAAACUGCAACACACAGUCUGGAAUAUACCAAAAUCAACCUCUAGCUAGCAAGGUCAUUCUGUCCUUGUCUUCUGCCAACAUCCAUGAGUAUUUUUUACAGCAAUCUUGUUUAAUAUAAACUUAAAACACUGUAUAUGGGUUCCGUGGUAAGACUUGUGUCAGUCAGUCUCCUUCUGUGUCAUCCUCCAUCUUUGUUUCCUCAAUUAAUUCCUCUGGUAUCCCAGUGGACACUGGUCUCCAGUGAUUAAACCAGCUGAAAAUAGAGCCCAUUUCUCAUCACAGUCACUUUGACCUGCUCUACUUCAUUUCAUAGGAAAGGGUUUUCAGGGUAAUGAAUAUCAUUACGUCGCAAAUCAUACUGCUUUCCAGUAAAGACCUGAUUGCAGAUGAGUGUCUGCUCCCCUAACACAUACAAAAGAUAGCUGUAUUACAUGCCGUAAGCACUUCUUCUCCACAGUAUAAUGGAUGAUGUAGGAACUCUGUGCAGACAAUGUGCUGAGGGAAGUUUUUGUCUGUCUUGCUCUAGUCUGACAUAGUCUUUUUAGUAGUCUGCUCUGAGUGAGACAGUUGUAAGACAAUGUGUGUGUGUUGUAUUAUUGUUUAUGGGUGCUCCCUCAAUCUCCCUCCCCCAUACAGAGCCAGGCAUGCCGCGGACCACCUUCUCUGUGGACCACUCAGGUAUGUACGGUGGCUCUGAAGGAGACCCCCCACAGGGAGGAAUUGGGAUUAUUCUAACAUUUAUGAAAAACAUUCUGGGUAACAAAUAUAUACCUUACUGUAAUAGAUUUCCAUAAUAUUUGCAAAAAUAGCUUUUUAGCAAAACAAAUAUUUCUUAAGCAAGAAUUUAGCAAGAGCGGGGAGGAGGAAACUGAAAACUAGCUGUUAUUGGCAGAGAGGUUUGGAACUCUCUUUGUUAUUGGUCUAUUAACCAAUGUACCGCAUUGAUGCCACCAUGGAAAGCUGAAAUUCCCGCCCAUGCAAACCUGCUGAUUAGAAGGUCCUGUGUAGAUUAUAUUUUCAACCAGCAACUACCAGGAAAUAACACUUUUACAGUGUUAGUUUCAUCAGCUGUUGUACAAUAUUAUAUAAAAAACAGGAAAAACAGAAUUUUGACUGCACAGUGCCUUUAAUUUAAUGUGUUAAUUUCCACAAUGUGUGAUCAAUAAUCCUCUGGCUCCACAUACAUUAGACAUUAGACUAAGGGCACUCCAAGGCCCACACGUUUCACAGGUGUUGUCUGUUCCUGGACUCCAGGGGCAGAGUACCAGGAGGUGGAGGUCCACCUGAGGAGGCAGAAGUCCGGCUUCGGCUUCCGCAUCCUGGGGGGAGACGAGGCGGGACAGCCUGUGAGUCCGGACACCCGUGAGAAGGCUCGUAUGGGAUGGGCGUGGAACCCUGUCAUUUUCUCCUUUCUAACCCACUACACACAUAUCUAACCCUGAACCCUGAACCCUGACUGACUGAGAGACUGGUGAUGCUGCUGUGGAUGGUUACUGGUUCAUUGUCUGUAGAGUAACACUUAGCGCAAACAUGGAGCGCACUUAUCUAUUCAUAAGCACCGCUAAUAUAACAACCACUUAUACAUGUCAUUUCACAUACAGUUACUCACUGCAUGUUUGUUGUCUACUUGACCAUGGUUACAUAUCACUUCAAUGUCGUCCUUCUAUGAAUGCAGCCCUCUGAUUGGUCAACCGACUUUUUAAACCCUGACCCCUAGCUCUCUAUGCGUUCUGAUUGGUCUGGUUCCCAUAAACAGAUCCUGAUUGGGGCCAUCAUAGAGAAGAGCCCGGCGGACAGAGACGGGCGCCUGCGGCCGGGCGAUGAGCUCAUCUUCGUGGACGGGAUCCCAGUGGCGGGGAAGCCCCACCGCUAUGUCAUCGACCUGAUGCACGGCGCCGCCCGCAACGGACAGGUCAACCUCACCAUCAGGAGGAGGCUACAGGGCCCAGGUGAGAGGAUGGGAGGGGACAGAUCUAGGAUCCGUUUACUGAAAACUCCUAAUCUUAAUCAUUAGGGAGGAAAACGGAAAUCUGACCUUAGAUCAUCCUCUAGGGUCAACUUCAUCCUACUCCAAGGAGGCCUGAGUUCUCCUUCCUCUGGCCUUAUGUGGACUCCAGCUGUUGUGUUGGACCAUGAAUUGUAGAGCUGCAAGAACAUGCUGUGUAGUGAGUGUAGCAGACCCCUACAGACAGACACACACCUUCCCCCCUACACACAGACACACACCUUCCCCCUACACACAGACACACACCUUCCCCCUACAGACAGACACACACCUUCCCCCUACAGACAGACACACACCUUCCCCCCUACACAUAGACACACACCUUCCCCCUACACUCAGACACACACCUUCCCCUACAGACAGACACAACACCUUCCCCCUACAGACAGACACACACCUUCCCCCCUACACACAGACACACACUUUCCCCCCUACACACAGACACACACCUUCCCCCUACACACAGACACACACCUUCCCCCUACACACAGACACACACCUUCCCCCUACACACAGACACACACCUUCCCCCUACAGACAUACACAUACCUUCCACCUACAGACAGACAACACCUUCCCCCUACACACAGACACACACCUUCCCCCCUACACACAGACAACACACCUUCCCCUACACACAGACACACACCUUCCCCCUACACACAGACACACACCUUCCCCCUACAGACAGACACACAUCUUCCCCCUACAGACACACACCUUCCCCCCUACACACAGACACACACCUUCCCCCUACACACAGACACAUACCUUCCCCCUACACACAGACACAACCUUCCCCUACACACAGACACACACCUUCCCCUACAGACAGACACACACCUUCCCCCUACACACAGACACACACCUCCCCCUACACACAGACACACACCUUCCCCUACACACAGACACAAUCUUCCCCCCUACACACAGACAACACCUUCCCCUCCACACAGACACACACCUUCCCCCUACACAAACACACACCUUCCCCCUACACACAGACACACACCUUCCCCCUACACACAGACACACACUUCCCCUACAGACAUACACACACCUUCCCCCCUACAACAGACACACACCUUCCCCCCUACACACAGACACACACCUUCCCCUACACACAGACACACACCUUCCCCUACACACAGAACACACCUUCCCCUCAACAGACACCACACCUUCCCCCUACAAAGACACACAUCUUCCCCCCUACACACAGACACACACCUUCCCCCUACACACAGACACACACCUUUCCCCUACACACAGACACACACUUCCCCCCUACAGACAGGACACACACCUUCCCCCCUACACACAGACACACACCUUCCCCCCUACACACAGACACACACCUUCCCUCCUACACACAGACACACACCUUCCCCCUACACACAGACACACACCUCCCCCCUACACACAGACACACACCUUCCCCCUACAGACAGACAUCUUCCCCCUACAGACAGACACACACCUCCCCGCCUACACACAGACACACACCUUCCCCCUACAGACACACCUUCGCCCUACACACAGACACACACCUUCCCUCCUACACACAGACACCACAACUUUCCCCUACAGACACACACCUUCCCCCCUACACACAGACACACACCUUCCCGCCAACACACAGACACACACCUUCCCCCUACAGACACACCUUCGCCCUACACACAGACACACACCUUCCCUCCUACACACAGACACACACUUUCCCCCUACAGACCACACACCUUCCCCCCUACACACAGGACACACACCUUCCCCCCUACACACAGACACACACCUUCCCCCUACAGGACACACCUUCGCCCUACACACAGACACACACUUUCCCUCCUACACACAGACACACACCUUCCCCCUACACACAGACACACACCUCCCCCCUACACACAGACACACAUCUUCCCCCUACAGACAGACACCUUCCCCCCUACAGACAGACACACACCUUCCCCCUACAGACAGACACACACCUUCCCCUCUACACACAGACACACACCUUCCCCCCUACACACAGACACACACCUUCCCCCUACACACAGACACACACCUUUCCCCCUACACACAGACACACACCUUCCCCCUACAGACAGACACACACCUUCCCCCUACAGACACACAUCUUCCCCCCUACACACAGACACACACCUUCCCCCCUACACACAGACACACACCUUUCCCCUACACACAGACACACACCUUCCCCCCUAACAGACAGACACACACCUUCCCCCCCUACACACAGACACACACCUUCCCCCUACACACAGACACACACCUUCCCUCCUACACACAGACACACACCUUCCCCCUACACACAGACACACACCUCCCCCCUACACACAGACACACACCUUCCCCCUACAGACAGACACCUUCCCCCUACAGACAGACACACACCUCCCCGCCUACACACAGACACACACCUUCCCCCUACAGACACACCUUCGCCCUACACACAGACACACACCUUCCCUCCUACACACAGACACACACUUUCCCCCUACAGACACACACCUUCCCCCCUACACACAGACACACACCUUCCCGCCAACACACAGACACACACCUUCCCCCUACAGACACCACCUUCGCCCUACACACAGACACACACUUUCCCUCCUACACACAGACACACACUUUCCCCCUACAGACACACACCUUCCCCCCUACACACAGACACACACCUUCCCCCCUUACACACAGACACACACCUUCCCCCUACAGACACACCUUCGCCCUACACACAGACACACACUUUCCCUCCUACACACAGACACACACCUUCCCCCUACACACAGACACACACCUCCCCCCUACACACAGACACACAUCUUCCCCCUACAGACAGACACCUUCCCCCCUACAGACAGACACACACCUUCCCCCUACAGACAGACACACACCUUCCCCUCUACACACAGACACACACCUUCCCCCCUACACACAGACACACAUCUUCCCCCUACAGACACACACCUUCCCCCUACACACAGACACACACCUUCCCUCCUACACACAGACACACACCUUCCCACCUACAGACAGACACACACUUUCCCCCCUACACACAGACACACACCUUCCCCCUACACACAGACCCACACCUUCCCCCUACACACAGACACACACCUUUCCCCUACACACAGACACACACCUUCCCCCCUACACACAGACACACACCUUCCCCCUACACACAGAUACACAUAUUCCCCCCUACACACAGACACACACCUUCCCCCUACACACAGACACACACCUUCUUCCCUACACACAGACACACACCUUCCCCCUACACACAGACACACACCUUCCCCCCUACACACAUACACACACCUUCCCACCUACAGACAGACACACACCUUCCCCCUACAGACAGACACACACCUUCCCCCCUAUACACAGACACACACCUUCCCCCUACACACAGACACACAUCUUCCCCCCUACACACAUCCCUACACCUUCCCCCCUACACACAGACCUACACCUUCCCACCUACAGACAGACACACACCUUCCCCCCUACACACAGACACACACCUUCCCCCCUAUACACAGACACACAACUUCCCCCCUACAUACAGACACACACCUUCCCCCCUACACACAGACACACACCUUCCCCCCUACACACAGACACGCAACUUCCCCCCUACACACAGACACACACCUUCCCCCUAUAGGAAGACACUCACCUUCCCCCCUACAGACAGACAAACAUCUUCCCCCUACACACAGACCUACACCUUCCCACCUACAGACAGACACACACCUUCCCCCCUUACACACAGACACACACCUUCCCCCCUACACACAGACACACACCUUCCCCCUACAGACACACCUUCGCCCUACACACAGACACACACUUUCCCUCCUACACACAGACACACACCUUCCCCCUACACACAGACACACACCUCCCCCCUACACACAGACACACAUCUUCCCCCUACAGACAGACACACACCUUCCCCCUACAGACAGACACCUUCCCCCCUACAGACAGACACACACCUUCCCCCUACAGACAGACACACACCUUCCCCCUUACACACAGACACACACCUUCCCCCCCUACACACAGACACACACCUUCCCCCUACAGACACACACCUUCCCCCUACACACAGACACACACCUUCCCCCUACACACAGACACACACCUUCCCCCCUACACACAUACACACACCUUCCACCCUACACACAAACACACACAUCUUCCCCCCUACACACAGACACACACCUUCCCCCUACAGACAGACACCUUCCCCCCUACAGACAGACACACACCUUCCCCCUACAGACAGACACACACCUUCCCCCCUACACACAGACACACACCUUCCCCCCUACACACAGACACACACCUUCCCCCUACAGACACACACCUUCCCCCUACACACAGACACACACCUUCCCCCUACACACAGACACACACCUUCCCCCCUACACACAUACACACACCUUCCACCCUACACACAAACACACACAUCUUCCCCCCUACACUCAGACACACACCUUCCCCCCUCAGACCUCCCCAUUCCCUUAUGUCAGCUUACGCUCCGGCUGCCUUUGGUGCCUGGGGAGGAGAGCACAGUCACCCUGGUGAGAUCCCCUCUCCCCUCCUCUGUCUCCCUCUCCCCCUCCCUUCUCCCCUCCUCUGUCUCCCUCUCCCCCUCCCGUCUCCCCUCCUCUGUCUCCCUCUCCCCCUUCCGUCUCCCCUCUUCUGUCUCCCUCUCCCCCUUCCGUCUCCCCUCCUCUGUCUCCCUCUCCCCCUCCCUUCUCCCCUACUGUCUCCCUCUCCCCCUCCCGUCUCCCCUCCUCUGUCUCCCUCUCCCCCUCCCGUCUCCCCUCCUCUGUCUCCCUCUCCCCCUUCCGUCUCCCCUCCUCUGUCUCCAAUCUGACUCAUCCCUGUCGUCCGUGGUCUUGCCUUUCAUCCCUCAACGUUUGAUUCAAAGUAACACUUUUGGAGGUGUCAAGACUCUGUCUCUCCCAGAGGUCUAAGCUCUUUCUCUCUCCUUGUUCUCACUAUCUUCAGUUCAACCCUGAUCACUGAAGGAGAUGUAAUGAGCUCUAACAUGACAUCUUGUUUUUGGGGGAAUCUUAGUUCUUAGUGAUUGUAUCUACAGAUAUCUUCAAUGUAGGUUUUCUUUUGGAUUAAAAAUAUCUUUGGCUCUUUUGCAUGCAACAAUACAGCCGAUAAGGUGUGAGAGAAACCGUGGCCUUUCUCUGAUCUGAUAGUGAUUAGCUGAAAGUGAUUAGCUAAUUAGCUGAAAUCCCUUUCUGUGAGGGGCCUUAGUGACCUGAUAGCCAGUCCAGACAGCGCCUGUCUUUGUCCAUUGAUGAGUGCUCUGCUGCUGUGUUGCUGUGUUGCUGUGCUGGGCUUCAAUGUGGUGUGGUAUGAGAGCAUCAAAGGUUAACUCAGCUCUCUGUUACCCCCCACAGGAGAGCCCUGUCCAGAGAACGGCCGCAGCCCCGGCUCCGUGUCCACCCAGCACAGCUCCCCACGCAGCGACUUCACCAAUGUCACGUAUCCUGGCAACAACGCAGCCCCACCCACUGCCGCCAUGGGUACAGGUAGCACCACAGACGGGGCGCCGACCUCCAACGUGCAGCAGCCACCUAGUGAUGUCAUUAUCCACCGCAAGGAGAGUGAAGGGUUUGGAUUCGUCAUCAUCAGCUCGCUCAACCGGCCCGAGACCGCCGCCACCAUCAGUGAGUGCUGCUCUGUGUGUGUGUUUGAGUGAGUGACUGUGUGUGUGUGAGUGAGUGAGUGAGUGAGUGAGUGAGUGAAUGAGUGAGUGAGUGAGUGAGUGAGUGAGUGAGUGAGUGAGUGAGUGAGUGAGUGAGUGAGUGAGUGAGUGAGUGAGUGAGUGAGUGAGUGAGUGAGUGAGUGAGUGAGUGAGUGAGUGAGUGAGUGAGUGUGUGUGUGUGUCCGUCCAUGAGUUGUUUACAUUACAAUGGCAUAUUAUUAUGCUCUUGAGUUUUCAUGUAUUUUAGCCCAGCAGAUCCGGUCGCUCCAAGCGGAGAUAACCAUAUCCAUUUUGACAAAAAUUGCUGAGAGGAAGAGGUCACAACUAUAUAAAACAUGUAACACCUCUAUUUUUUAACCAUGUACUCCUCCUCUAACCAUCUGACCCAUCUCAAUUAUACAUGGUUUCCUGACUGUAUCAGUCCCUCAGAUCUGAGGUAGCUAGGCUACUGUACGCUACUGUAGUGCUCUGCCCACGCUCGCCGUGCAUAAAGCCAGCUUUCUUACAUAAGUCGAGAGGGGGGCGAGAGAAAUAUGAAAAGAGCGAGAUAGAAAGAAGAGAGGGAGAGAUGGAAAGAAAGCAGCCAACCAGUAAGAUUAGCCUGUACUCAGACCUGUCCUCGACUAACCAUAUCUGUGUGUCUCUCAUUCUGUGUGUACUGUCCUCCUCCUCUCCUCCCAUCCCAGGCGUGCCCCAUAAGAUUGGGCGUAUCAUCGACGGCAGCCCGGCGGACCGCUGUGGCAAACUGAAGGUUGGUGACCGCAUCCUGGCGGUGAACAGUCAGUCCAUCAUCAACAUGCCCCACGCCGACAUCGUCAAGCUCAUCAAGGACGCCGGCCUCAGCGUCACCCUCCAGAUCAUACCACAGGAAGGUGAGUGAGACGGGAGACAAGGGUCACUAGACUGGAGAUAAUGGGGGGGCCAAGGGGUCAGCAGAGAACUCUAUACUGGGGAUGUGGGGGGACUUUCAGGGACUGCUGUUUAAACUGCUGUUUAAACAGGUUUACCAUCUUUUUUAAAGUGAUGAGUUGUUCUAUCUCUGGCUAUGGCACUAUUUGCAUGGAUCAGCGAGUGAUAUGUCUGUUUGGGAGAAAACUGUCUAGUGAGUCUGUUCCGGUUUCUGUCACCAUCUUCUAAUGCUUCAUGGUUGUUUCUGGUUAUGAUGAGCAUCUACUGUAGAUCAUACACACAGAGCAUUGUACUAACAUUUAUUUGAAGUAGAUGCACCGUGUAUUACGCUAAUGUGGCUCUGUCUAGCAUAGUGUAUGCUGCGGUGUGUAUCGAUCUGUCACUGUGUCUGUCUGACACUGUCUGUCUGUCUGUCUGUCUGUCUGUCUGUCUGUCUGUCUGUCUGUCUGUCUGUCUGCGUUUCAGAGCUGAGCCCGUCAGCCCCUAGCUCAGAGAAGCAGAGCCCAGUAGUGACCCAACAACACAGUCCCCAAGCCCAGCCCAGUCCCACCGUGGCCCAGCCCAGUCCCACCGUGGCCCAGCCCAGCCCUGCUGUCACCCAGCCCAGCCCUGCAGUCACCCAGCCCAGCUCCCUGACCCACCAGAGCCCCAUCACCCAGACCCCAGCCCCCCCACCCCAGAUCUACACCCACGACAGCAGGUAAGGCAAACGGAUUGUCACACACACAGACGCACACUGCUUAAAAACACACACCAAUUCAUAGCACACAGACCAGUUCUAAAUAUUGAUCCAUCAGGAUAUGGCCAUAAUUUACUCAGACAUGCAGCAUUUGAGUGCCCUAUAAUGUCCUAUUUAUUAAAAUAAUUUAAAAUGGUUGAUAAUGUAUGUGUAUGGCUUAAUGUCAUCUUUAAGGCUUCCUCAGUAUUGUACUGUCUGCUAGUCCCAAUGCUCUGGAAGUCCCAAAUAUCUUAUACAGCACAUUUGGAAAACUCACUGUAUACAACACAGUAUUAUUUUUAUAUAUUUUUUAUCUCUGGGGUAAAAGCACUGUUCCUAAGAGAAUUACAGGUGAGAGUGAGGUAUACUCUCCCUGUCUCCAGUUUGUUGUGUAACAUCACUUAACUCUUAUGGACUCCUGAAUUAUUAACCUAAAUAGCUUCUUUAUAGACCUAGGCUGAAUAUUUUAUCAAGCUCUACAGGGGGCCCAAAAUGUACCCUGUCAUUGUCCUCUCGCUCCUGCUCUGGAGAAUUCCGCAAAAUCUCUGAGUACUCUUAUGUAUUGCCAACUCUGUAAAAGACUGGAGUUUCUUUUCAUGUGGUUCGGGGAAAAAAAAGAUUUCACUUACAGUGAGGGAAAAAAGUAUUUGAUCCCCUGCUGAUUUUGUACGUUUGCCCACUGACAAAGACAUGAUCAAUCUAUAAUUUUAAUGGUAGGUUUAUUUGAACAGUGAGAGACAGAAUAACAACCAAAAAAUCCAGAAAAAACGCAUGUCAAAAAUGUUAUGAAUUGAUUUGCAUUUUAGGGAAAUACGUAUUUGACCCCUCUGCAAAACAUGACUUAGUACUUGGUGGCAAAACCCUUGUUGGCAAUUACAGAGGUCAGACGUUUCUUGUAGUUGGCCACCAGGUUUGCACACAUCUCAGGAGGGAUUUUUUCCCACUCCUCUUUGCAGAUCUUCUCCAAGUCAUUAAGGUUUCGAGGCUGACGUUUGGCAACUCGAACCUUCAGCUCCCUCCACAGAUUUUCUAUGGGAUUAAGGUCUGGAGACUGGCUAGGCCACUCCAGGACCUUAAUGUGCUUCUUCUUGAGCCACUCCUUUGUUGCCUAGGCCGUGUGUUUUGGAUGAUUGUCAUGCUGGAAUACCCAUCCACGACCCAUUUUCAAUGCCCUGGCUGAGGGAAGGUGGUUCUCACCCAAGAUUUGACGGUACAUGGCCUCGUCCCUUUGAUGCGGUGAAGUUGUCCUGUCCCCUUAGCAGAAAAACACCCCCAAAGCAUAAUGUUUCCAUCUCCAUGUUUGACGGUGGGGAUGGUGUUCUUGGGGUCAUAGGCAGCAUUCCUCCUCCUCCAAACACGGCGAGUUGAGUUGAUGCCAAAGAAUUUGAUUUUGGUCUCAUCUGACCACAACACUUUCACCCAGUUCUCCUCUGAAUCAUUCAGAUUUUCAUUGGCAAACUUCAGACGGCCCUGUAUGUGUGCUUUCUUGAGCAGGGGGACCUUGCGGGCGCUGCAGGAUUUCAGUCCUUCGCGGCGUAGUGUGUUACCAAUUGUUUUCUUGGUGACUAUGGUCCCAGCUGCCUUGAGAUCAUUGACAAGAUCCUCCCGUGUAGUUCUGGGCUGAUUCCUCACCGUUCUCAUGAUCAUUGUCACGUACGUUAAGGAACGGGACGGACCAAGGUGCAGCGUGAAAGGCGUACAUGUUUAUUAAAGAAUAAACACACGACACAGUAACCAAAAUAACAAAACUUAACCGUGACGGUCCAAAGGCUAACACACAAGCCUAAAACAGGAACACAACAAAAACCCACAACACAGGCAGGAAAACUGGCUGCCUAAGUAUGAUCCCCAAUCAGAGACAACGAGCGACCGCUGCCUCUGAUUGGGAACCACACCCGGCCAAACAUAGAAAUACAAACCUAGAAUAUAUUCACACCCUGACCAAACUAGCUAGAGUUCUAUAGGCCAGGGCGUGACAAUCAUAUAUAUUUGGUGUUUCUUCCAUUUGCGAAUAAUCGCACCAACUGUUGUCACCUUCUCACCAAGCUGCUUGGCGAUGGUCUUGUGGCCCAUUCCAGCCUUGUGUAGGUCUAGAAUUUUGUCCCUGACAUCCUUGGAGAGCUCUUUGGUCUUGGCCAUGGUGGAGAGUUUGGAAUCUGAUUGAUUGAUUGCUUCUGUGGACAGGUGUCUUUUAUACAGGUAACAAGCUGAGAUUAGGACCACUCCCUUUAAGAGUGUGCUCCUAAUCUCAGCUCAUUACCUGUAUAAAAGACACCUGGGAGCCAGAAAUCUUUCUGAUUGAGAGGGGGUCAAAAACUUAUUUCCCUCAUUAAAAUGCAAAUCAACUUAUAACAUUUUUGACAUGCGUUUUUCUGGAUUUUGUUGUUGUAAUUCUGUCUCUCACUGUUCAAAUAAACCUACCAUUAAAAUUAUAGACUGAUCAUUUCUUUGUCAGUGGGCAAACGUACGAAAUCAGCAGGGGAUCAAAUACUUUUUUCCCUCACUGUACCACCACUAGAGUAUUGCCUCAAAGGUAGUUUGAUUGUAACAAACAGGGUAUUUCUGAAUAACUUAGAAUUUGACAUGAAUUGAUUCAGAGAGCAUUACCUUCACAAAGCACUUAACUGAAUGAAGUUGGAGCAUUCAUAUGAAAUGCUUGUAGUGAAAACCCACUGGGCACACUACAUCAUUUCAACGUGGGUAAUUGGGUAAUAUUUGGUUGAGAACUUGAUCAAUGAGACUACAACAUACUGUAUAUUCACCCACUCAAAAAGACAGCCAAAAGUUAGUUCAAUUUCCAAUGUGUUAUCACUAUGCAUUCAACCAUCUAAAAGCAUAACCAAAUUCCAGUAGGAAAUCAAUGUCAGGUUUUUGGUUUAGUUGUCACCCAAAUGUCUGUCACUGCGCUUUCAACCAUUUAAAAGCACAGCAAAGUUCAAAUGGGAAUACAAUGCCAGAUAUUUUGUUUAUUUAUACAACAGAUUAAUGUGUUAUCACUGUGCUUCAUCUAAUAGCAGAACCAAAUGAUCUGGAUUGCAAUUGAGAUUACAUUAAAAGUACAUGGUGCAGGUGAUUAAUGCUGUUCAAGAUUCUGCACAGAUUAUUACAGCAAUUGUGAAGAUCUCCACAGACCUGCGACAACCUAUACAUGCUAUCUUGUACAUGCACGCUUUAUAUGAUUACAUAAUAAGGAUUUUAUAGUUACUCAACCUCAAAAUGUGGCCCUGGAUGUGUUACUAAUUUUAACGUUGAAUGUUACAUUAGUUUGUUCGAUAGCCUUCAUUUAGGCUAUAUUUAAUUGUGUUUGGUUGACAAAGCAACCAAAUAUCAACAUUUAAAGGAGAUGUAUCUACUGAUUGCAUAGUUCCAUCUGAGCCACUGGCUUAAUCCCAUUCUUUAACUUGUAUUUUGGAUUGAGUUGGAGACAUGAAUCCAACAUAUAAUGUGUUAAACUUGUCAACAAGUUAAUAUGCUAUUCAUUGUUUAUUGUAUUUCAAACAUUUAAUUGUGUUUGAUUGUCAACACAACAGUCAAAGUUAAAGAAUAGGACUGAACUCGAGAUAGCAUAGCACUUUAAAUGCACUUUAAUUCAAGUUGGAUUUGAUUUAGUCCUAUUCUUUAACUUGUAUUUUUCGUUGAGAUGGAGAUGUGAAUCCAACAUAUCAGUUAUUAAUUUGUAGACAAACUGGAAUUAAAGCCAGACUAAGUCAGUGGCACAGAUGGAACUAUCCAAGCAGAAGAUACAUCUCCUUCAAAUGUUGAUAUUUGGUUGCGUUGACAACUAAACACAAUUCAAUAUAACUAAACAUCAUUACAUUUGAAAUCAACCAGAGCUUGAAACCCUAGACCUAUUGUAUUGUCUAUUGUUAAUUGAAUUCUGGUCAGCCACCAAUUGUGCAAGUUCACCCACUUAAAAAGAUGAGAGAGGCCUGUAAUUUUCAUCAUAGGUACACGUCAACUAUGACAGACAAAUUGAGAAUUUUUUUUCCAGAAAAUCACAUUGUAGGAUUUUUAAUGAAUUUAUUUGCAAAUUAUGGUGGAAAAUAAGUAUUUGGUCACCUACAAACAAGCAAGAUUUCUGGCUCUCACAGACCUGUAACUUCUUAUUUAAGAGGCUCCUCUGUCCUCCACUCGUUACCUGUAUUAAUGGCACCUGUUUGAACUUGUUAUCAGUAUGAAAGACACCUGUCCACAACCUCAAACAGUCACACUCCAAACUCCACUAUGGCCAAGACCAAAGAGCUGUCAAAGGACACCAGAAACAAAAUUGUAGACAUGCACCAGGCUGGGAAGACUGAAUCUGCAAUAGGUAAGCAGCUUGGUUUGAAGAAAUCAACUGUGGGAGCAAUUAUUAGGAAAUGGAAGACAUACAAGACCACUGAUAAUCUCCCUCGAUCUGGGGCUCCACGCAAGAUCUCACCCCGUGGGGUCAAAAUGAUCACAAGAACGGUGAGCAAAAAUCCCAGAACCACACGGGGGGACCUAGUGAAUGACCUGCAAAGAGCUGGGACAAAAGUAACAAAGCCUACCAUCAGCAACACACUACGCCGCCAGGGACUCAAAUCCUGCAGUGCCAGACGUGUCCCCCUGCUUAAGCCAGUACAUGUCCAGGCCCAUCUGAAGUUUGCUAGAGUGCAUUUGGAUGAUCCAGAAGAGGAUUGGGAGAAUGUCAUAUGGUCAGAUGAAACCAAAAUAUAACUUUUUGUUAAAAACUCAACUCGUCGUGUUUGGAGGACAAAGAAUGCUGAGUUGCAUCCAAAGAACACCAUACCUACUGUGAAGCAUGGGGGUGGAAACAUCAUGCUUUGGGGCUGUUUUUCUGCAAAGGGACCAGGACGACUGAUCCGUGUAAAGGAAAGAAUGAAUGGGGCCAUGUAUCGUGAGAUUUUGAGUGAAAACCUCCUUCCAUCAGCAAGGGCAUUGAAGAUGAAACGUGGCUGGGUCUUUCAGCAUGACAAUGAUCCCAAACACACUGCCCGGGCAACGAAGGAGUGGCUUCGUAAGAAGCAUUUCAAGGUCCUGGAGUGGCCUAGCCAGUCUCCAGAUCUCAACCCCAUAGAAAAUCUUUGGAGGGAGUUGAAAGUCUGUGUUGCCCAGCGACAGCCCCAAAACAUCACUGCUCUAGAGGAGAUCUGCAUGGAGGAAUGGGCCAAAAUACCAGCAACAGUGUGUGAAAACCUUGUGAAGACUUACAGAAAACGUUUGACCUGUGUCAUUGCCAACAAAGGGUAUAUAACAAAGUAUUGAGAAACUUUUGUUAUUGACCAAAUACUUAUUUUCCACCAUAAUUUGCAAAUAAAUUCAUUAAAAAUCCUACAAUGUGAUUUUCUGGAUUUGUUUUUCUCAUUUUGUCUGUCAUAGUUGACGUGUACCUAUGAUGAAAAUUACAGGCCUCUCUCAUCUUUUUAAGUGGGAGAACUUGCACAAUUGGUGGCUGACUAAAUACUUUUUUCCCCCACUGUAGGCCUAAAUAGCAUCAUUGAUGAUAUAUGAGUGAUAAAGUAUGGUCAGAUUUCAUUUGCUCUGUUAAACCUACCCUUCGGAAUGACUUUGAUAGCAACAGUGAAUCUAUUUAGUUUUUAAGUGGAGAUCUCGAAACAAUCAUUCUCAAGAUAGCACAGUGGUAAUAGUCAGUGACAAAUAUAAUAUCUAAGCAGGGAAGGGCUUGGUUAAAACCCUUGAUUGGAGACCAAAGGAUAGCUGUAGGUAGAUCAAUUCUCCAGUAGGAGGUGCUUCCCAGCCUAUUGUUUUGAAGAUCUGACACUGUUUUAAAUGUACAAAUUCAACAUAUUUUAUACAAUAGUAUGAAAAUAAUAAUAAUAAUAAUAAUAAUAAUAAUAAUAAUAAUAAUCAUAAUAAUAAUAAUAAUAAUAAUAAUGUAUGCACUCACUAACUGUAAGUCGCUCUGGAUACAAAAAUGUAAAAUGUAACAUAAUCAUGUGGUUGAAAUUUCACCCUCAGAACAGCAGUUUACGUUGAUUACUUUUUUCAAAUCCAAUGUAUUUUCCACGUAGAUUCCACGUGACAAUACAUUGACAAAUUACGUUGUAACAAUGUUGAUUCAACCAGUUAAUGCCCAGUGGGAAAUGUUCCUUUAACUUGAUUGGUUGGUUAGUUACAGGUCAGAGGUGAAAGCGAGGCAGGACGUGAAACCGGACAUCCGACAGCCUCCAUUCACAGACUACAGACAGCCCCCGUUGGACUACAGACACCCUCCUGUAGCAGACUACCGCCAGCCGCCCACCCUGGACUACAGACACCCUCCUCUGAUGGACUACAGACAGCUGUCCACUGACCCCAGGCACUUCCCCAUGCCUGUGCCCCACGACUACAGACAGAUCCAGCCACAGAUGCCACAGAUGCCACAGGUCUACCAGGUCAGAUCCUUUACUCAUCAAUACAGUAUUGACCUGGGAUGUCUGAAAACUUUUACUUUACCUUUACUUUACAUGCUACUUUUAUUUUUAGCAUGUAAAGCCGUCAAAUACAUUCAACUGAAAUACAUGGGCAUUGACAAGCAAGAAACAGUAGUUCAGGUAGAGAGGUUAACGAGGAAGAUGUGGUAAUUCUAGCCUGGUUAAACCAGACUGAAUUCUGCACUGAGUUAAACAAUGGUGAGCGCAGCAUUCAGUCUGGUUUAACCAGGCUAUAGUAAUACACAUGGCCAUUAGCUUUUGUGAUGGUGACUGAUGGCCUUCCCCUCCUUCCUGGUUCUUACUGCCUGUUGUCUGAAUGUGUCCUGCUCCUUCUCCAGGACUUUGACUUCUUCACCGUGGAGCUGGAGAAGAGUAUGAAGGGGUUUGGCUUCAGUAUCCGUGGAGGGAGGGAGUACAAGAUGGACCUGUUUGUCCUGCGACUGGCCGAGGACGGACCCGCCAUCCGCAACGGGAGGAUGAGGGUAGGCUGAUGAUGAUGUCACAUCCUGCGCUGAACUAACACUUCCCCCCAACAUACUUACAGUAGCUUCUCUCCCAACGCUGGUUUAGUGGGAUAUUAAUAAUAAUUGUUUGCUAGUUUUAAUUGACUGAUUAUUAUCUUGGCAGCAAAUUGCUAUUUUAAGCCCUGUAAGAAAAUAAUCUGCUAAUGCAAAAUGGCUGAGUGUGGCUGAGUGUGUGAAGGAUUUGGGAUGUUUUGACAUGCUGGGUUAGUGGGUUUACAGGCAGCAGAAAAAUAUCUCUAGUCUAGUCAAUAAUACAUUAGGUACUAUAAACAUUUAGAUUAAUAAUUAAAGGGUGGCUGCUUUUACCAGUAAUAAUUUUCACGUUUGUCCGUUUCAUAAUGAGGGUACUAUCUGCCGGUCACCAUCUGUAAAAAAAAUACAAUUAUUUUCUAAACUGAAGUUCAAAUGUAGUACUCUUUGUAAAAAGAUGCAGAGCGUGCAAAGCUUUUAGUUUUUCCCCAAGUUCACGCCUUCCUCCCAUCACCUCUCUCUCAACAACUGUAUAUGUUCUUGUAGCCUGCUAUGCUCAUCCAGAGUCACUCUGACCACUUUAUGGCACACAAAAAAAAAAUGGAAAUCUCACUUUACUUUUCCGAUAUCAAAGAGUAUAUUACAAGUCUGUCAUAGCAGUUUUUCUAUAUCUCCUGAAGUAUCUUGAUCGUCUUCCACCCGUCACACUUUUCUCUCUGCCCAAUCUCCCUAGUGUGGGCCAAUAGCGUCAUCACUGUACAUUCCUUAUCUGUAAUGAACCUGUCAGAGAUAAUGUGUGUAAAACGCCCCGUGAGGAUAUUACUCUCACUCCGCCACGGCGAGGUAAAUGCAGCUCGGAGGGCCCAAGCCCAAACCCAUCCGACUGGAGAUGAGGGAUAGCUAACGGUCCGUGUCUCUCUCUUCAACGCCCGGGCCGGUAUUGGGAUUUAUCCUUCAGUAAUCACAGCUUUAAAGGCCCACUCAAACUCUGCAGUCCGCCACAUAGAGGCCCAGUUUGAACUCUGAUCAUGGGGGAGAUGAAUGGUCGAGGGGGAAAGGUAAGAUCAUCUAACACCGUUGUUGAAAUGAACUGGGCUGGCCCGGCUGGCUAUAUAGUAUAGUACUAUUUACACGGCUCAGACUCUGGUGCACUAUAUAGGGAAUAGGGUGCUGUUUCAGACACAGCCUUAGUAAGCUUGGCUGAACUCGAGAUAGCAUCUAGAGGAGAGACAAUCCAAGGAUAGCCAUGCUUCAUCUGGACCCUGGAGGUCAUACUACUGAGGAAGCUGUCGGCUUGGUAUUCAAUUCUCCCAUCCACCCCCAGUCAUUUCCCAUCAAUUUAAAGGUGAAUGACUCAGGCCGGCCUCAGCCAUUCACUGUCAGAAUGUGUAGAUGGACGGGCUGCCCAGCUCCGCUCAGAUCAGCCUAAUAACACUUAAUGACUCCCCUCUCUCUCUCUGUUGCUGGGCGGAUUCUCUCUCCUCUCGCUUUUAAAUUACUUCCACUAUUAGCCAAGGACUUUUCCAUUUGUUACAGUAAUUGGUUUAUACAUUUGGCGCCGCAGCACGUGGCUCCUACACUAUUAGUCAAGAUGGCACUGGUCCCAUUCCAAGUGAUGGAAGUGUGUUAGUGAGAUCCUUCAGGGGAUAUGCCUAUACUAUUGACUUCCGACCUUGAUCUUGUAGUCACAACCUUUUCACUGUAGUGCUGGAAGGAGGUGUAGUCUACUUAGUGUAAUGAAUAGGUUACUACCAGGUCUUCAGCUGCUAUGUUUAGGCCUGGGUCAUAUUCAUUAGGAAUAAGUUUUGCAACGGAAAACUAAAACUAAAACAUUAUUGGACGGAUUCAGGUACUCUCUCCCUGUUUCAGUCAAUUUUCUUCCAUUUGUUACGGAAUUAACAACUCCCAUGACAUUGGUAUUCAGGAGGGUAUCCUCUUUAGUCUCAGCCCACCUGCAGGGAAGAGUCUGUCUGCCGUAAUUCAAUCUAAAUGACAUUAUAAAAACGGGCUGCAGGAAUUAAUGACAACUGACACCACAUUCAUGAGUGCUAAUUCUGAUUAACGCUUUACACUGGCCGCUCUGAUCCCUCUGCACCACCAUGAUUUAUAGAUCCACACUGAUCCUAAUAAAUUGUGAUCCACAAUAAAUUAGCCUUAUUAAUUUUGUACUUUAAUAUGUAGUCUGUGUGCUUAUCUCAGAGGCCUUCCAAGAAAUAAUUAUGUUGGUGGUUGCGGCGGUGUGUGCCAGCGUUCUUCCAUAAUUUGUUCAUCUAAUCAAGCAAUUGGUGUGAACUUGUCACGCAAUAUAACACAUGUUUAUAUAACACGGGGCGCUCAGUGGGUUGGUGAUUUAGAGGUUAUUGUCACAGUGGUCUAUUGUCUAUUUAUUGUCUGUGCAGCAUCUGCAUGGCAACAGGACACACAAACAGCAGACACACACAUACACACACACACACACACACACUGUCUAUCUAUCUAGCUAUCUAUCUAUCUACAGUAUCUAUCUAUCUGUCUCUCUCUCUCUCUCACUCUCUCACUGUCUUGUCUCUCCUCCUCUCCAGGUAGGGGACCAGAUCAUUGAGAUCAACGGGGAGACCACCAGGGACAUGACCCACGCCCGGGCCAUCGAGCUCAUCAAGUCAGGGGGCCGGCGGGUGCGUCUGCUCCUGAAGAGAGGCACAGGGCAGGUCCCAGAGUAUGGUGGGUUUCCCCUCUAUCCCUCUAACCCUGUGUUUACCCCCUCAAAGGACCCCCAGGCCAAGGCUCAUCUAGCUGUAACACACUGAAAUCCACCUGCUUACCUUCUAAUCUGAUCUGAUUUCAGUAACACUAUAAUCUCUUUAAUCACAUUUUAAAAGUCACACACACUUCUAAAAUGAUUACGUCUAUAGAUUAUUCUAUACUCAGUCUUUCCUCUAGAAGCUGUUCACCGGUAACAUCAACAUCGACGUUAUAACCAUAACUCUGCUUAUGUCUGGCAUGUCUUUCUUUUAAUGUAGUUAUAUUUUCUAUAUCCAUAGCAAUGUCUUUCUCUCUACUUAAUACUUUAACACUGAUAAACUUGUCUUUCUCUUGACUAACAGUAGUGUAACUCUUCCUUUCAAGGCCUCUGGUUUAACCCUAAUGACUGGUAUAGGUUGUUACUCCCCUUUCCUUAGGAAUGGUACCUUCCAGUCUCUCCAUGUGCAUGAAAAGUGACAAGCAUGGCUCCCCCUAUUUCUUCCUAAUGGGCCCCUCUAAAGACACGGUUUGUGAAGAUCUGCAUGUUCCAGUCUAAUUCUACUUGGUGUCGUGGUUUGUGGUGUGGUGUGGUUUUGUGUGCCCGUGCCGUGUGGUGCAGCUGUGACUUCCUGGUCAGAACACACUGGCUCCUCCUCUCCACUUCAAUCACAGUGACAUCACCAUAGUUCCUCAGCUAUUGGGGCUUUCAAGACAACUGGGAACUCUGAAAAAACAAGGUCAAAUCAUGACGUCACUGAUCUUCAGGUCGGAAAGUCGAAGCUUCAGAAAGAUGGCCGAGUUGGAUUCCAAUAUGUCUCCCGAGUGGCGCAGGGGUCUAAGGCACUGCAUUGCAGUGCUAGCUGUGCCACUAGAGAUCCUGGUUCGAAUCCAGGCUCUGUCGUAGCUGGCCGCGACCGGGAGACCCAUGGGGCGGCGCACAAUUGGCCCAGCGUCGUCCAGGGUAGGGGAGGGAAUGGCCGGCAGGGAUGUAGCUCAGUUGGUAGAGCAUGGCGUUUGCAACGCCAGGGUUGUGGGUUCGAUUCCCACAGGGGGUUGAAAAAAUAUAUAUAUAUAAUAAAAAAUAAUAAAAAAUAAUAAUGUAUGCAUUCACUAACUGUAAGUCGCUCUGGAUAAGAGCGUCUGCUAAAUGACUAAAAUGUAAAAUGGAAAUGGAAUUCCAAGUUGGAUGACCGCUCAAAACGAUUUUUCCCAGUCGGAGAGUACCCAGUUGUCUUGAACACACUUAAGUAGGAGAUUUCCAAGUUCCCAGUUGUUUUGAACGCGGCAUAUGUCCACAUGGUCAUCAGGCCAGCCCAAUGGAAUUAUUAUACUGUAUGUACACACAAUAAAUACAUAUUACACAUUUAGAAAGAUCCAUGAACCAACUUUUACAAAAUAGCGACACAAACUGACAGCCACUAUCGUCUAGAUAGAUUAGUCAGAAAUACAUAGGCAGACUAUUUCCUGUGAUGAAAUCCCACCGUGGUGCACGCUGAGCCUCCUAACAGACAUUUAUGUCCCCUGCACCUCAGGGAAUGACAGCACCUAGCGGCCCGCUUGGUAAUAAAACCCUGAUGUGUCAGACUCUCCCAUAGCCUCUGUAACAGAGAGUCACACUCCCGGCCUGUGGGUAGUGAGUUAGCGCUGAGGCUAGCACACAUGACUCUUCCACAGCCAGCCAAGGCCUCCACUGUGAAAUACAGUCAUCAGCACUUGGCUUUGGCAGGAGACCAGGGUUUUUAAACACAGGAAAUAGUAUUGUCUGUCUCCAUCUUCGCUGCUAGGCGACUUCUGACUUCCUCUCCCAGUCGGGGACUCUCAACGGCCCUAUUUCUGUCUCUUUUACUCUGUCUCGCUUCCCCCCUCUCUCUCUCCCUCCCUCUCUCUCCCUCUCUCCCUCCCUCUCUCCCUCCCUCCCUCCCUCUCUCUCUCUCUCUGUUUCGCUCCCCCCCUCUGUCUCUCUCCCUCCCUCUCUCUCCCUCUCUCCCUCCCUCUCUCUCUCUGUCUCGCUCCCCCCCUCUCUCUCUCUCCCUCUCUCCCUCCCUCUCUUUCCCUCCCUCUCUCUCUGUCUCGCUCCCCCCCCCCCCCCCCCUCUCUCUCUCUCCCUCUCUCUCUCCCUCCUUUCCUCCAUCAGAAAGGGUUUUUCUAUUACUUGCCCGAGGGUGACGUAAAGCUGUGAAUUACGCACCAUGAGCCCAUUACACGGUCAGCCAGAGGACACCAUAUUAAAUCACCAGCGUCACUUUUCAUAUCAACUAUCAACCUGUGUGUUCUUGGCAGAGCAGUCACAUAAAAGAGGAAUAGCCAUUUGUAACAUGAAUGUGGGGGAUUGUGUGGGUAUAUGUAGAUGUUUUACAGGCCUAGGUUUAUCUGCAUACUGGGAGGAUGUAGAAUUUAUGGAGUUUGGUAGGCUGCUUGGGAAUAUUUAACUACAUUUUGCAAAGUGGCCCUGUAUUUUCAGCUAGUUUAUACAGUAAUUCAAAGCUUAUAACAACUCCAUCCUGAUGAGAUAAUUAAGUUGAAUAAAAGCUGUUUGCCCCAUUUAGUACCACACAAUAUGAUACUGUGUGUGUGUGUGUGUGCGUGCAUGGACGUUUGUGAGUGUGUGGAAGUGUGCAUGCUGUGUAUUGUGUGGAUGUAUUAGUGCAUGUGUACAUUUGUCCACUCAUACAGAGUAUAGCGUACUAGAGUAGUGUAUGUAGGUUGUUUUAAGGUCGGAUCCAGUCAGCUAGCUGGGCAGCAGGGCCCUCACCCUUCAGAAGGAACAGAGCCAUAUCCAAGGUGACAGCAGGCAUUAGCUCAGCACACAUACUCCCUCCCACAAUCCUAUUGGGCCACACAGCCACCACGGGAGACGGAUCGUCACUUCUUCAAUACGCCAAGCAGUGGCUGAUGGGUAGCGGAAUGAGCUGGUGUGAAAUUUCCAGGGUUUCAGAGUGCAACAGGCACCUGCAUCGAAUGUGAGCCUGCCCACUGAGCUCUCUCCCAUCACCAGACCUUCCUAGCUGGUCUGGGAGUCCAUCUAGUCUAUAAUGAGGCCUCAUGGAGCUAGCCUCCCUCUUCCCCCCUUGCUAGUUAGACGAUUGGAGCUAGCCUCCCUGGUGUCUUCCCCCCUGCCUGCCUGUUUGUAAUAAAUGAUAACCCUGGGACUGCUAGCUCAGCGAUGCAGAGAGAGAAGCUAACAGGCCUUGUGAGCUGCAGAAGCCUCUCAGGAGAAGGUAGAGCCCUCUAGGUUUAGCUGUUACCGUGGUUACUCAGUCCAGAGCACUGGUGGGGAGUCUCGAGCCAACAGGUUUUCUCUCCCGAGCCAGGCUGAAGCACCGCCUUUUUCAGCACAUCAUCUAUUCCAUUAAACCUGUUUUCGAUUUUUCUGCCGGCUUCUUAGAAGUGCUGAGGCUUUAAAGGGAGCUAGGGAACUGAGAUGUAUGCUGCCUAAAAGUGAACUUGCAGUGUGUGACUUAUAGGAGUGAAUUGAUAUUUCACUUGCAGCCCAUACCACAAAGACUGGGUUUGAUUGUUGUGAUUGCUACAAUAAGGAUGCUGUCAUCCAUGUAGAAUAGAGGCUUGUUUUUUGGCUUGGUUUGUGUUGUUUGGUUAAAGCUAUAGAUUCAUAGAUAUAUCUCUAUACGACGACCUUCCACUUAAGUCGACUUUUCACUCAGUCUCCCAUUGACAUCCAUGCAUGACUAAGUAAAUGGAAGGUAGGAUUCGCCCCUGAUUGUUAAGUCUAUCCUUUCCCAUGUCUAACUGUGUGUUUGUGCCCCAGCAGACAGUACCUCCCCCUGGGAUGCACGCCCUUCAGCCUCCCCAAGUCUGUCGGAAGUAGCCCUGCCCCCAGACACUCUGACCAUGCCAUCACCCUCAUCUCAUCUGACACCGCCCCAGCAGCCCCCAGGCCCCGACCUGGCUCACCUGCCACCUCCGGAGGUCCCGUGGGAGCCGGUGGCACAAGAGAGCAGGAGGGCGGAGCGCUCCCAGAGCCCCCGGAAGGCCCCGGCCGAGCCGCAUAAUCCGGACCAGACCGGCCACGGGAGGAGGGACCGGGACCGGCCCAGUGGGAGUGGCUGCAGUAGCAGGAGUGCCAAGCAGAAAGAGGGUGGCAGGUCCACCCGCGGAGGGAGUGGCCCCAAAGAGGGAGGGCUUGUGGGGAGGGAUGAGCAGCUACCUGGGGGAGGGGAGGCCAAAAGCUCCUCCAGGGGGAGGUCUAAGGAGAGGAUAGCCGGGGAGAGCAGUAGCAGCAUGUCCCACGGGAAAAGAGAACCCACCCAGUCCCCGACAAAAGGCUCCAAGCCCUCAUACACAAACUCUAACGGGAACGGCGGCAGCGGCUGUGGUACUCAGAGCGGCAGCAGCAGUCACCCAGACAUUAGUGUCGGGCAUCAGGGGGAGCCAGCGCAAGAGAAGCCCAGGCCCAGAGAGGCAGAGAGGGGCCCUGGAGAGACCCGGCCCUGCCGCCCCACCAAGAUCACCAGCAGCGGCAGCACGGCAGCGGGUAGGAAGGCCACCGUGUCCCCUGGGCCCUGGAAGAUCCCAGGCUCUGACAAGCUGCCCAGCACCCUGCACUCGGGCACGUCCACUGUGAGCAGAUAA